UAGCCAUGGAGUCUCAUUGCUUCCUUUUGGCCUCUUUUCUCUUGGUUGCAACUUCUGUUACCCAUUUCGGUUUUGCUUCUCCACUACCACUCCCUUUGACACCAACAUCACCACCCGCCGUUUACCCAGAAUGUGACAACACACCACCACCAUCACCCAUCGUAUCUCCGCCAAUUUAUCCACCUCCACCACCGAAUCCAAACCCACCUGUACCUGCACCUACUCCAUCACCGUCUUAUUCACCCACCCCUCCCCCACCGGUGUCAGCCUGCCCACCUAUGGCAACACCACCUAGCACAACUCCACCACCGCCAUCUUUACCUCUUCCGUAUCCACCCACCACUCCACCAUCUAACCCACCUGGUGUAGCACCACAACCUUCACCGGUGAAACCACCGACACUUCCACCAUAUAUAAACACUCCACCUCCUUAUAAACCAGGAUCUCCACCACCUCCAGGGACACCGGCAAUUCCACCAUCACCCAAAAUGCCACCCGGUGUUCCACCAACAUUUCCGGUGAUACCACCGCCUCCAUAUGCACCCAACCCUUCACCGUCUCCUACACCAGCUCCUCGUGUAGCACCACCGACAUCCCCAGUGACACCACCGACAGUUCCACCGUUUCCAUAUCCACCUUCUCCUACACCGGCUCCUGGUAUAGCACCAAUAUCUCCGACAACACCGACAUCUCCACCGCCUCCAUAUUCACCCCUCAUUCCACCUAGUCCAGUGACGCCACCACCUGCACCAUCUCCAUAUCCAAUCAACACUCCACCUCCCGCUAUGCCACCGUCGCCACCUUGUAGCACCCCACCCCCACCGCCUACUAAUUCAACUCCACCAUCUCCCGAUUCACCCAAGACGCCACCGCCGAUCACUCCACCAUCUCCGAAUCCAUCAAAGACACCACCGCCCUUUCUCCCACCACCAAUCACUCCGCCAUCUCCCAUUUCACCUAUCAUCCCUCCAUAUAUAAGUCCUUCACCAAGUAUUCAACCAUAUUACCCUGCCACGCCUAUCCCCACCACACCACCACCUUGCAACGAUGCUCCACCGAUGGGCAGCAAGCCACCAUUAAAUUCAGAAGAAUGUUUUUCAUCAUGCGAGUUAAGGUGCGAGUUAGACGCGAAGCAAGAAAGAUGCCACCGAAGUUGCAUGGCGUGUUGUCAUCGUUGCAAUUGUGUUCCACCUGGACAAUAUGGAAAUAGAGAGAUGUGUGGUCCGUGCUACACUGAUAUGAAAACUCUCGCUGGAAGAACUAUGUGCCCUUGAAGGCCUUCUGCUUUAUAUUAGUUUCCCGAUUAUAUGAAGGGAUCAAUAAAAUUAUGUUUGGUAAUUAAUGGAUGUUAAAAUAACUUGGUUUUGGAUUCUGAUAUAUAUCUACAUGCGGAUAUAUGAAAAGCAUGAGUAUUUUCAUUAAUGAAUGUAUGCGUUAUUGCGUUAUUAUAAAACUUUUAUUUGGUUUGAA
Messenger RNA from Lactuca sativa (garden lettuce), 1470 nucleotides. RefSeq lists its product as uncharacterized. The record is from RefSeq and is a predicted model, not a curated record. Lineage: Eukaryota; Viridiplantae; Streptophyta; Magnoliopsida; Asterales; Asteraceae.